Scylla paramamosain (green mud crab) is the source of this 3149-nucleotide messenger RNA. RefSeq lists its product as uncharacterized. Gene Ontology annotation, molecular function: ligand-gated monoatomic ion channel activity. Lineage: Eukaryota; Metazoa; Arthropoda; Malacostraca; Decapoda; Portunidae. The coding region runs from base 1 to 630 and encodes 209 amino acids. Gene Ontology annotation, cellular component: membrane. The transcript has 4 exons. The record is from RefSeq and is a predicted model, not a curated record.
AUGGAACGCGUACAGACACGGGAGGCUCUCAUGAUACCAAUCAAUUAUCCUGUCAUGGCUCACAUGGUUGAGAAAUUUGAUUACAGCUUUUUGUUGGAGCCAUCAGCUCUGGCAUUUGCUUUUGCUAAGCCCACCAUUGAGCCCAGCUGGCAGGCUCUCUACCAUCCAAUGCAAAGGGAAGUCUGGAUCUCAAUACUGAUCACCGUGCUCCUGGUUUAUGGUAUUCUCUUGUUGAUGAUGCAAGGCACCUACAGUGAUGGUUCAGGGGCGUGGGUGGUGUUGAAGCAGGUGGUCGGGACGCUGCUGGACGAGGCCAUUCCAGGGGAGCUGCCAAGAAACAACUCAACGCGUGUUCUUUUAACAGUAUGGCUGAUCUUUGCCUUUAUUGUGGGAACUGUUUAUCGCAGCAACCUGACUGCUAGCCUCACCGCACCUAAGUAUCCACCUCGCCCGGAAACACUUGCUGACCUUGUGGACAUGGGAAUCACAGUAACUUUCAUGAAAAGAAUGGACAUAUUUAUACAAAGUUUUAAGGAUUCUGGAUCUGAGACCUUAAGGUCCUUUAGUGAAAGAGUUGAACAUGUGCCGUCCUAUAUGGAAGGACUACAAAAAGUCAUGACAGAAAAGUAAGUUGAAAGUUUUUACUUGUACCAGUUUCCCAGAAAUACUUCACAUAUUCCUGAUAUAUUACGAAUACACAGGUAUGCAUAUAUCAACACAGGACGACCUCAAAAGGUGGCCCCUCUGGUGAGCGGCACCGUUGACCUGUACUGGCCUUCUCCCACUAAGUAAGGCGGACCAGGGGCCGAAGUCCCCUCUAGCCUCGCUCGCCUGAUCAUAGGGACAGGCAAGCCCCUGUUGUAGGUUUAAGUGACAAGUUUGUUUCAAGUGCUUGAUCGAAUGAUCUCAGCAAUUAAGUUGUCUUUAAGACGCAGAUAAUUCACUGCCUCAAGGGCAGCUUUGGCGGCAACGUCAGAUGAAAAUGUCACAUAGCACCGAUCGGAGACACAAUCGUCGUCGUAUUUGAGAAUAAUACGGAGAACCGUUCCAAAAGUCUUGAAAACCGAGUGGAUAGCACGGUAUGAAGUGGAGGCAUAGACAUUAAUCAUCACGAGAGUGUCAAGACAAGACUGAACAACUGACCCAAGCUGUCUUCCAUCAUGGGAAACAACAACAGGAGAAGAACGAGCCUGCACAUCACCAUCAUCAUCACACAUCAUCAUCAUCAUCAUCAUCAUCAUCAUCAUCGUCUCGAGGUCCUGGUCGACAGUCCCUCCAAAACCAAAUUAAUUUUUUUUUUCCCAUAAAAAUAUUAAAUAAAAUGGCUUCAGGGACCAAGGGAAACCGCCUACUGGGACUACGAAGGGAGCGAGCACUGGCCGUCGGGGACGGGGUUUCCUCGUCCCCAUGGGGGCCACUUGUUUGAAAAAUUGGCCCCUCGUGAUUCCAAAGUUUGUCCAUGGCGGAGCUAAGACCUCCUCGCACAAUGCAUCACAGCUCAGACACUCAACCAUCCAACACAGGACGACCUCAAAAGGUGGCCCCUGUGUUGUGAGCGGCACCGUUUACCCGUACUGACAGCCUAACUGGGAACUAUUGAGUCUGGUCCCUCACUGGCGACCUUGCUAGCAUGAGUUGCCCUCUCCCCCUAAAUAGGGCGGAGCAGGUGCCGAAUUCCCCUCUAGCCUCGCUCACCAGGUCAUAGGGACACGCAAGACCGCCCCCCCCCCCCCCCAACGAUAAGGCGUAGGUAAAGGCAUUAAAAAACUAAGACUAAGCAGCGCAUUGACUUUUUUUCCUGAAAUACCUCAUAAAUCAAUUCAGAUUUUCCCUAUCCGUAAACAGCAAAGCGCACAUGUAUGAACGACUGUACCUGGAGAUGAAGGUGGCGGAGGGCUUCACCCAAAAGGAUGGAUCGACGCCCAUCUAUGUGACACAAGGGAACCUCAUGCCUGGUUACGCUGGCUUUCCGCUUGUACUGGACGCUCCUUUCAAGAUCAAUAUCGAUAAUUGCCUUAUUGAUAUACACGGAGGCGGACUGAUUGACUACUGGACAAAGCAAGUAAUCAGAAACAUCCGAAGCGCCAGUAGGAAGCGUGUAAAUGAAGCUCAGUCAGAAGAUAUCUCUAGCGAGGAUAACCGAGCCCUCACACUGGUCCAUAUGCAAGGUCCAUUCUUCCUUUAUUUUAUCUGUGCGUUCGUUUCCCUUGUUGCUUUCUUGAGUGAGGUGGUUUUAAGAUUCUAUUACUGUGGCUACCACAUAAAAAUUUCUUCUUUCACUUAAUAACGAGUUUUACUUUAUGUUCUGUCGAUGUUCAUGAUGGUUUGUAACCGAUAGUCCGCCUUGAAACAGAUGGCACUCUAUAUGAAUGUACUGUAAAUUAGUCUUGCACAACUUGCAAGACAAUCAUUGAUCUUCAUAUAGCAAUUUUUGUGUUGAACGGCGUCCAUGUAAUGUUUUCUUUAAAAAUAAAUCGAAUUGCCUCGUGAAAUAUAUUAAAAAUAAAUCGAAUUGCCUCGUAAAAUAUAUAUGACGAAGUGAUUCAAGUUAUUGUUUAGAGAAGGUAUAGCCGGUAUUAAUCAAUUAUUAUUAUCAUAAUUAUUCCUUGGCUACUUAAUUUCCAAAGUGGAGCACAUUCUGACUCUUCCCUUUUGCAGAGAUCUCCAUUCUUGGAGACUUCAAUGUUCACCACCAGCUUUUGGCUUUCCUCUGACGCCUGACUUCUGAUCUUUCUAAAAUUUCUUAUUGGGGGCAGAGCAAACUUGGUAUUUUUUAAUGCCUCAAAAAACUCCUACUCCACCAUCUAUCAACUCGACACAACCUUCCAGACAACUAUCCCUUCUUCUUCAAUGACACUCAGCUGUCCCCCUUUUCUACACUGAACAUCCCCGGUCUGUCCUUUACUUACAAUCUGAAAUGGAAACCUCACAUCUUACCUCUAGCUAAAACAGACUUCCAUAGUACGUUCUCUGCCCUGGAGCAUUUUACUUCCUCCUUCCCUCCCCUUAUCUGAUUUGUUUUACAGUGUAUUCACCCUUGUUACAAGCACAGGUAGAAGUUGGUUGACUAUGGGUGUGUUGUACUCUUUCUUGUAGCAUAAGGUAGUGAAUCGAGUAUGGAAUAAAACUUACAAUCAUUAUUAAACUAA